Molecule: messenger RNA, 1209 nt
Organism: Gamsiella multidivaricata
Lineage: Eukaryota; Fungi; Mortierellomycota; Mortierellomycetes; Mortierellales; Mortierellaceae
Product: HotDog domain-containing protein
Exons: 4
Biological process (GO): acyl-CoA metabolic process
Cellular component (GO): mitochondrion
Molecular function (GO): fatty acyl-CoA hydrolase activity
Source: RefSeq, a predicted model, not a curated record
UUUACUGUGAGACCCAUUACUUCCUGGAUCGACAAGCUCGCUCAGGAUCAUGGAUCGCCAACCUCGACAUCCUCCUCAUCGCAGUCAAAGGCCAAUGAUAAGAAGUAUCAGAAGAGAGAUCUGGUCCUGAAGAAGAUGCAGGACUCGUAUACGGAGAUCAUUCUGCCGUUUGGGAAGGACAAGGCUCUUCUGGAGGAGUACAUCAAUUUUGGAGGAACUGUUAGACAUGGAAAGAUCAUGGAGGACUUGGAUGCGUUGGCGGGUGCCAUUUCGUACAAGCACUGCGAUGAUGGAAAUCCGGAUAGCGCCCCUCUGACGAUCGUCACAGCAUCGGUGGACAGGAUUGAUUUCCUGAAGCCGUUGAGCAUCAGCGACCUGCGUCUCUCAGGACAUGUCACCUACGUCGGAUACAGCUCUAUGGAAGUCUUCAUGAAGAUGGAAGAGAUAUCGACAAAGGACCCUGAGCAACACGGCGACACGAUCUUGGUCGCACGGUUCACCAUGGUCGCCAGAGACGCGCUCUCAGGAAAGGCUGCGCAGGUCAACCCGAUGCUCCUGCAGAACGAACCCGAAAAGAAGCUUUUCCAGAUGGGUGAGGACCACAAGGCCAGGAAGCGACUCGCUUCUGAGCAGGCCCUCACGAAGCGUCCACCCACGGAGGAGGAGCGUUUUCUGAUCCACGAUCUGUACCUCGAGUACUCCAAGUACGAUGACCCUUAUGUCAAGGAAAAGAAGCCCGACACGGACGAGUGGAUGGCAGACACGAAGAUGAGCGCCAUCCAGAUCAUGCAGCCCCAGGACCGCAACAUCCACAAUAAGAUCUUUGGUGGAUAUCUGAUGCGACUCGCAUACGAGCUCGCGUUCUGUAACGCAUCUGUGUUCAUCAAAAACCGCCCCACGUUCUUGGCCCUAGACGAGAUCUCGUUCCGGAAACCCGUCAACAUUGGAACGUUCCUCGCGCUCGACUCACAGAUCGUCUACUCCGAGGGCGGGGAGCACCAUUCGUUCCAGGUGAUGGUCAAGGCCGAUGUGUUGGAUGUGCGCAAGGGAACCAGGGACACAACGAACACCUUCUGGUUCACGUUCUCGGACCCUCAACAGGGGCAGGGACAUUUGACGCCCAAGGUCUGGCCGAGGACAUAUGCAGAGUCGAUGCUGUACCUCGAAGGAAAGCGGAGGAGGAAGGAGGGCUCCAAGCUGGCACAUUUG